AUGGUUCAGCCCUUUGCGAACCCUGCCGGAACCUCCAAGACUCACAACAGCCAACAGGGUGGUCGGCUUUUAUCGGGUCAUGUGAAGCUUGUUCCUAACGAACGAUCCGGAAUGCCCCUCCAAGAAUGGAUCAAUGAAAUACCCAAUACAGGACUGAUCAGAUAUCGCAUGCGGUUCAACAAAGAGGUCGUCUUUGUGACCAGUCCCAAGGGCCUCUCUGAGGUUUUAGUCCAGAAGAGCUACGAGUUCGUAAAGCCUGCAAAACUCAGGCUCGGGCUGGGUCGAAUUCUUGGAGUCGGUUUGAUCGUGGCCGAGGGCAGUCAACACAAGAAACAACGCAAACUUUUGAUGCCCGCAUUCCUGCAUCGUCACAUCAAGGAUCUUUAUCCUAUUUUCUGGGACAAGUCCGUGGCCCUGGCUCGUGUCUUGAGCGAAAAUAUCUCUCCGUCUCAGGACAAACCCGCCAAAGUCUUUGACGUUGCCGACUGGCUUGCAAGAGCGACCCUCGAUAUCCUGGGGUCCGCUGGUCUGGGUGAAGAAUUCGAUACCCUUCACCAUCCGGACAAUGAAAUCUGCAGUGCCUACCGCAAUGUCUUCGAGCAAAAGCCUCCUCGGGGAACACUAGCCAUGGGGGCUUUCUUCGUGCGCGAGGCCUUCAUAAGUAUAUUUGGUAUUUCUCGCAAAGAUAGUAUCAGUAUGGCGACCAAGACCCUGACCGAUGUCGCUCGCCGACUGAUCGCGCGGAAAAGAUCAAAUAGACAGGUUGAAGGUUCAAAGGAUCAGCAUGACCAGGGCCGUGAUAUCAUCUCUGUCAUGCUGGCGUCCGAUUCCUUUACAGAUCGAAUGCUCGAGAAUCAUCUUUUGACCUUCCUUGCAGCGGGACACGAAACAACGGCCACUUCAAUGACGUGGGCAUUGUAUGCUCUAUGUCUGUAUCCCAACGUACAACAGCAACUGCGCGAUGAAGUCCGAAAAGCACUGCCUCAGCACAUUGAUCAGGCACACGCAGCGGAGCCCAUGAAGGCCGAGCUUCUGGACAGUUUACCGUAUCUGCAUGCCGUCUGCAACGAGGUCUUUCGCAUCUACCCACCUGCUGGACUCACUCGGCGGGUGGCGGUUCAAAACACCUCAAUUCUGGGCCAGUUCAUACCAGCAGGUACCGAAAUCGUCAUCUCACCACGCGCAGUGAAUGUUUCGAAAGAUCUCUGGGGUCCCGAUGCAGCCACGUUCAAUCCAGAUCGGUGGAUGAGGCCAAGUCAGGCAAAUACUGGAGGUGGCUUGACCAACUUCUCGUUCAUGACCUUUCUUCAUGGUCCUCGCUCUUGCAUCGGACAAGGUUUCGCCCGCGGCGAGUUUGCAAGUCUUCUCGCCGCUCUGGUCGGUACUUUUGAGAUGUCUCUUGCUCAGGAUCCAGAUAUCGUUAUUGAGACGGGGCUCACAUCACGUCCCAAAGGAGGGCUUCUUGUGCAGUUUCGGAAGAUCUAG
This is a messenger RNA of Penicillium diatomitis, 1485 nucleotides long. RefSeq names its product cytochrome P450. The record is from RefSeq and is a predicted model, not a curated record. Gene Ontology annotation, molecular function: heme binding; iron ion binding; monooxygenase activity. The coding region runs from base 1 to 1485 and encodes 494 amino acids. The transcript is spliced from 4 exons. Lineage: Eukaryota; Fungi; Ascomycota; Eurotiomycetes; Eurotiales; Aspergillaceae.